CCGUCCCUUUCCAGUGAGUGGGACUCGCUCGUCUGGCUCGCUCGAGCCCGAGACUCCGUGUCAUUCGCACAUGCGCACCGGCCGCCUGCGAGCGACUCGUCUUGCCGCACCGACACGCUGAACUCUACAUCGCGUCAUUCGCGGCCACGCAUUCCAGUUCCGUAGUAAUAAAAAUGGUUAUAGAAAAGUGAUUCAGUCGCGUCUGAGACACCAUUGUCGCCUGUCCUGACUACCUGAAUUUCAGUGAAAGUUUCCAUGAAAAAAACUAGUUAGAUCGCGCGAGUUUGUGGCCCACGUGCGUUGUUUGCCGGUAAAGUGCGAUCGAUUUUGGCGCGAUGGGUGAUGUGACUCUGCCCGACGAUGGGAAAGUGGUUUUGAAACGGAAAAUUACACUUUUUAAUGGUGUGGGCAUCAUUAUUGGCACUAUUAUUGGAUCUGGAAUUUUCAUUUCGCCGACUGGAGUGUUCCUGUACACGGGGUCGGUCGGGGCUUCGCUGAUAAUAUGGCUUACUUGCGGUCUGUUGUCGACGCUCGGAGCGCUGUGCUAUGCUGAGCUGGGCACCUCUAUCACGAGGUCUGGCGGGGACUACGCCUACAUAUACACGGCGUUCGGUCCCCUGCCUGCCUUCCUGAGGAUGUGGAUAGCGCUGCUCAUCAUCAGGCCCACGACGCAGGCCAUCGUCGCGCUGACCUUCGGCCAUUACGUGGUGAAACCUUUCUUCCCCGAAUGCGACCCUCCGCAAAAUGCCGUCAAGCUGUUGGCGGCUGUAUGCUUGUGCGUGCUGACCGCCAUCAACUGCAUCAGCGUGCGGUGGACCAUGAGGAUCCAGGACGUGUUCACCACCUCCAAGCUAUUGGCGCUCGUCGUCAUCAUCAUCUCUGGUGUCUACUACAUCUGUAUCGGUCACACAGAGAAUUUUGAGAACUCGUUCGAAGGCGAGUAUGGAGCCGGCAAGAUGGCGCUGGCCUUCUACUCGGGGCUGUUCGCGUUCGGCGGCUGGAACUACCUCAACUUCGUCACUGAAGAGCUGCAGGAUCCGUACAAGAACCUACCGCGCGCGAUCUGGAUCGCCAUGCCGAUGGUGACCACGAUCUACGUGCUGGCCAACCUGGCGUACUUCGCCGUCGUCAGCAAGCUCGAGAUGAUGUCAAACCCCGCCAUAGCUGCUAUAUUUGGUGACCGUCUCUUCGGCAGCUGGAGUUGGGUGAUCCCCGUGUUCGUGGCAUUAUCGACCUUCGGCGGAGUGAAUGGAGUCCUGUUCACGUCGGCCAGGCUGUUCGCGACGGGCGCUCAGGAGGGUCAUAUGCCGGGGUUCUUCACUCUCUUCCAUAUAGAGAAACAGACGCCUAUACCUUCGCUGAUCUUUACUUGCCUAUUCUCCUUGCUGAUGCUGACGACGAGCAACGUGUUCGACCUCAUCAACUACUUCUCUCAAACCCUGUGGCUGUCAGUGGGCGCCUCCGUGGUGGGCAUGCUGUGGCUGCGGCACUCCAAGCCCGACAUCCCGCGCCCCAUCAAGGUCAACAUCCUCGUCCCAUACCUCUUCCUUCUCGCCAUUGGCUGCCUCGUCGUCAUCCCUGCCAUCUACCAACCAAAAGACACGGCGAUAGGCGUAGCUAUUCUACUGUCAGGAGUCCCGAUUUACUAUCUCUGUGUCAAGUGGAAGACAAAACCGGAAAGCUACCAUACGGUCUCCGGGUGUAUUCUAAGGUUCUUUCAAAAACUUUGUUCCUGUAUCUACGUGGACUCUGCUGAAAAGUUGUCCAAUUGAAGGGAUUGAGGAGAGAACUGUAUCCAAUGUAUUGAACGGACCAAUAUUAAUAUGUGUGCUUAUUGUGUUCAGGCGUUUCUAUAGCAUGAAUCGAGCUGACGUACGAGCCGUCCUAUUGUUUCUUUUGUUACAAAGAAAAUGCAAGAUAUUUAGUAGCGAAGGCAUUGAAAUUUGUUUGACAAUAAGUUAUUGGUGUGAAUGUGCGGCCGUGAGUCGUGAUUGAAGGAGUACUGUAUUAUUUGUUAAUAUCGUGGAUGGCAAUGUAUAAAUGAAGUAAGUAUAUAUAAAGUUUGACUAAAGAUAAAAAAUGUGAUAUUUUAUGAACUUUGAUGUUACUGCUGCUAUUCCACUCAGUAUUUAUGAAUUUUUCACAAAGUUUGAGAUUUUAAUGAUGUGUAAGUAUUUCUUUUAUUAAGGAAUUUUGAAAGUUUUACAUUUUAUGUGUCAUCAUUAUUAUUAAGAAGUGGCUUAGCAUCGUGUGUUGUAUAAAUUCGUAUCAUCGUAUUCAUCAUUAAUCAAUCAUAUUUAUUAAAAAUAAAUUAAAAUACUUACAUAAUAUGUACGAUGUAAACCUAGGUACUAAACACUUAUUAACUUUAUUUAAGAGCUCCUCAAAUCAAUCGGAAAUCAAACUUGCUCUCUUAUAAGUGUGUUAUUUGCGAUUUUAAAGCAUAAGUAUAAUUUUUGCUUUAAGUACCUCGAAAAGGACAAGACAUUCCUCUUAAUUUAUCAUUUGAUAGUGUUAAAUAGUGAUUCUACAUUGUUAUUGACUUAUUUAAAUGAAGACUUAUAGGUAAAUGCACUUAAUAUACAUACCUACACAUAUAUAAUAUGUUGAGUUUAUACUACUAUCUACUUAGAUGUAAUAACAAUAAGUUACCUGAAUACGAUAAAUUGCAAUUUAUGUCUCGAUUAUGAAACUAUCUGAUUUAUUAAUAAUGCCGAAAUAUACCUACUUAUGUAGUAAUUUUAUACGAUAUUAUAAUACCUACUGUCUGAAAGAGUAUUUUAGUUUGAAUAAGGAUAAAAAAAACAGCGCUAAAUGAAUCAAUUCUUUCAGCGCAUUCAUAUUAUAUACCUACUUAAAUAUCUAAAUUAUAUGUUAUGUAGGUUUACAUAUAGAUACUAUUAUAAAUUUAUGAAUAUAAUUGCUAAAUUAUGA
Messenger RNA from Plutella xylostella (diamondback moth), 2934 nucleotides. RefSeq names its product Juvenile hormone Inducible-21 (gene JhI-21). The record is from RefSeq and is a predicted model, not a curated record. Lineage: Eukaryota; Metazoa; Arthropoda; Insecta; Lepidoptera; Plutellidae. Gene Ontology annotation, cellular component: membrane. Gene Ontology annotation, molecular function: L-amino acid transmembrane transporter activity. Gene Ontology annotation, biological process: amino acid transmembrane transport.